Messenger RNA from Tachysurus vachellii, 2766 nucleotides. It is a transcript of the gene cd81a, whose product is annotated as CD81 molecule a. Bases 127 to 834 code for a protein of 235 amino acids. Gene Ontology annotation, cellular component: membrane. The transcript is spliced from 8 exons. NCBI's taxonomy places the organism in Eukaryota, Metazoa, Chordata, Actinopteri, Siluriformes, Bagridae. The record is from RefSeq and is a predicted model, not a curated record.
UCAGGAGGAGAACACACACACACACAUAACCGACUUUUCUUUGCUCUCAUCUGUCUGAUCAACACUCUAGACUUCUCUAAAUUCACACAUUACUCGACGUGAAAGUGAAAACGACACACCGCUACAAUGGGCGUGGAAGGCUGCACGAAAUGUAUUAAAUACAUGCUGUUCUUCUUCAACUUUAUUUUCUGGCUGGCUGGAUGUGUGAUCCUGGGCGUCUCUUUGUGGCUUCGUCAUGACGAAAAAACUAGCAGCUUGUUGGUCCUCAAGUAUGAAGACACAACAGCACCCAACACCUUCUACAUCAGUGUCUACAUCCUGAUUGCUGUUGGUGCUGUGAUGAUGUUUGUUGGGUUUCUUGGUUGCUAUGGUGCCAUCCAGGAGUCUCAGUGCCUGCUGGGAACAUUCUUCGCCUGCCUGGUCAUCCUAUUUGCCUGUGAGGUUGCUGCUGGUAUCUGGGGUUUUAUUCACAAAGACCAGAUUUCUAAAGACGUGAUCGGCUUCUAUGACACCGUAUAUGACCGGGGCUUGCAUGCAACCAUCACUGAAAAGCAAGAAGCGGCAGCUGCUGUACUGAAGGUCUUCCACGAGUCUCUGCAAUGCUGUGGCAAGGGUAUUUUGUCCUCAGCUGCAACAGGCUGGACAACUAAUUUAUGCCCUAAAACAAGCGGCAUUACGGUCAAUGAGGACUGUCACACAAAAAUCAAAGAUCUCUUCAAUGACAAGAUCUACCUGAUUGGCAUUGCUGCCUUGGUCGUUGCUGUCAUCAUGAUCUUCGAGAUGAUCUUCAGCAUGGUGCUCUGCUGUGGAAUUCGAAACAGCCCUGUAUACUAAAAGAUGAUUUGGCGAAGAAGGCUGUGGGUUUGUGGUAUUUGGAGAAACCAGCCAAAAAAAUUGAAGGAAAACUUUAUUCUCCUGAUUAAUUUUUGUAUCUACCCUAAUUUCCUAAUAUAGUGUUUGUCUUAAGGAACAAAUGAUUUUAUUCUCUGCUGUGUUUUGUUAUUAUGAUUCUCUGAUUGUCACUGUCUGCUGUUGUGUAUGCUGCAUGCGCAUCAUUCUUGUGGCAACAUUGACCAGUAGACAAUGGCAAGACUAGGACAGAAAUGUUAGAUGCUUACACAUGCGUACACAAUAAAAAAAACAAAUUGGAUACAUAAAACAAAUUGGCCACUUACAUUCUGUUUUCUGUAGUAGUGUUAACAGUGAGGAUAAUUACUAUUGCUAUUGGUUUCUGUUUUCUUUUAUUUUGUACGUAAGACGUUAUUCAUUUCUUAUGUAUGUAAAAAAAAACUGUAUAUAUUUGCAGCCAUUUGGCUUUGCAGCAUGGAUAUCGUAAUUGGACAGCCCUAUGGACCUUCUUUUCUGAAUGUGCUUAUACGUUUUGUUUAAAAGGUCAACCACUAAGAAACAGUAUUAGUGAAAAGAAAGGAGGUCAGACCUUAAAACAUGAAUAUUGAAGUUUCAUUCUUAUACCUUGGUGUAGCCAAAAUAUGUAAUGCCAUGUAGCCUUGGCUUUCUUUGUGCCAUACAUUGUGGGCCAGCAAACUGCCAGAAACAUAGCUGUUGCAAGCAUGACCAUGCUCUGAAACCCUAGCAAGUCUUAGAAAUAAAAAUCCUCUAAUGCUAAUGAUGUGACUAAUGUUUGCCCGCAUGUUGUUCUGAGGGAGGUGGAAACCAGCAGAAUCAUUCGCGUAGCUUUGCUUUGAUCGCUGGAAUUCCUCUGACCUCUGACCCCAAGCCACCUUCACGCUCUGACUAACCCAAGCCAAAGCUCUUAUAUGCACCUCCCAGCCUUAUUGAUCGAAUGUCCUAUCCUUCAGUAAUUGAGACUGCAUUAUCUAGUAUGUCCUGUUGAUUCCUAGUGGAAUUUCUUACUCGUAUAUUGUGCUCUAUAUUCUGAAUCCAUAUGAUGGAAUGCUGUGCUUUAAAAAAAAAAAAAAAGGAUAAAAGAUGAUAACGUUUUGUUUUUCUUCUAAAUAACUCCUUUUUGCCAUAACUUCUGACAUGCUGGGAGUUGCUUAACAAUGUCAUAGCAUAGCAAAAUCAAUCUACUGAGUGUACUGUAAGGCUCUGGUGUGUGAGUGUGUGUUUGAUGUGUUGAUGGUAAAGCCUUUUGAAAAGAUCUGAACUCACUGCCACUGAUUGCAGUUACUGUACCUCUUAGCUCCACAAGGUGUCGCCCAAAUAGCAUUUAUUUUCUGCAAGCAGAAACACUUCAUUGAUUCUUGACACUUCCAAUUGUUUUAGUAACUUCCUCUAAUAUCAUUCGAGGACAUGUAAUUCACUCCAGUCAUCUACAUUUCUUUUAACCCAACACACACAUACACGCACACACACCAUUUACGUUGUUUUCUACAUACAAUCCGUAACUGUCACUUAAUGCCUAUGCUGAUAUGCUGAUCAAAUGUCUUGUAAUAUGUACAGCUAUAUAUUAUUGUACUAAUGACUAUGUUAAGGCAUUGUGAUAUCUUUUUUUCUGGUACUUGUCAAAUAAAGGACAGAGAUUACAGUGAAAGCCAGUCAGGCCUUUGGGAUACUUGCAGUCCCAUAGAAGGAGGCAGACAUAUGGAUAAUAGCAGUCAGGAUUUACAUGAAGAAAAAGGAUGGGGUUCGUAAUCAGUGUCCAUUGGAACAUGGACUUUCAGUGGGACCCAUGCUCACUCCAAUCUCUGUCCUGGUUCACCUGAUUCAUAUAGUUCCUGGUUCUUUUUUGUUGCCCAAAUACUUGUUGCCCAAAUACUGAUUAAAUGUAUUUUACAAAUAAAA